Molecule: messenger RNA, 1044 nt
Organism: Zygotorulaspora mrakii
Lineage: Eukaryota; Fungi; Ascomycota; Saccharomycetes; Saccharomycetales; Saccharomycetaceae
Gene: FUS3
Product: mitogen-activated serine/threonine-protein kinase FUS3
Exons: 1
Coding region: 1-1044 (347 amino acids)
Biological process (GO): protein phosphorylation; intracellular signal transduction
Cellular component (GO): cytoplasm; nucleus
Molecular function (GO): MAP kinase activity; ATP binding
Source: RefSeq, a predicted model, not a curated record
AUGGGCAAAAGAAUCAUCUUCAAUAUAUCGAGCGAGUUCCAAUUGAAGUCUCUCUUGGGUGAGGGAGCUUACGGGAUAGUGUGCUCAGCCGUACAUAAGCCAACGGGAGAAGUAGUUGCCAUCAAAAAAAUUGAACCGUUUGAGAAACCGCUAUUUGCGCUAAGGACAUUGCGAGAGAUCAAGCUGCUCAAACACUUUCAGCACGAGAAUAUCAUAUCGAUUUUCGAUAUUCAGAGGCCCGACUCUUUUGAAAAUUUCAACGAAGUGUACAUCAUCCAGGAGAUGAUGCAGACGGACCUCCACCGCGUCAUUUCGACUCAGCAACUGAGCGACGACCACAUACAGUACUUCAUUUACCAGACCCUAAGAGCUGUCAAGGUGCUGCACGGCUCUAAUGUCAUCCACCGCGACCUGAAACCCUCGAAUCUGCUGAUAAACUCUAACUGCGACUUGAAAAUAUGCGAUUUCGGGCUGGCAAGAAUUGCAGACUCUGCGGAAAACAACCCGAACUGCGGCCUGACCGAGUACGUGGCCACAAGAUGGUACCGGGCCCCCGAAGUGAUGCUCACCGCCGCAAAAUACAGCAAAGCGAUGGACAUAUGGUCGUGUGGCUGCAUCCUUGCCGAAUUGCUAUUCAAGAGACCGCUCUUCCCCGGCAAGGACUACCGCCACCAGCUGAUGUUGAUCUUCGGCAUAAUCGGCUCUCCCACACCCGACGACUUGCAGUGCAUCACAUCCAAACGCGCGCGUGAGUACAUCGCCACGUUGCCCCCCUACCAAAACAUCUCCUGGAAGAACCUUUUGCCACAUUCUAACCCGCUCGCCAUAGACCUUCUGCAGAAGAUGCUCGUGUUCGACCCCAACAAGAGAAUAACAGCCGCCGAAGUGCUGGAGCAUCCCUAUCUAGCUACCUAUCAUGACCCCGUUGACGAACCCGCAGGCAAAACCAUUCCCUCCACUUUCUUUGAGUUCGAUAACCACAAGGACAUCCUGACUACCAAAGACCUGAAAAAGCUGCUGUGGAAGGAGAUCUUCAUCCGCUAG